GAUUGCAGUUCUGCUUGUGUCUCACAGGUCUACAUGCCCAGGGGGAACAAGAGCCACAACAGAUCUGAGCAAUUCGAUAUUUCAGCAGUACUUAAUUUCAUGAAUUUUUGCAAGCAUUUUAAUAAAUUUGGAAACAACCGUUUUAUUUCAGAGGUCACCAACGUGAGGAACCAGAUGAUGCAUUCUCCUGACAUGAAGGUGCCAAAAAAGGACAUGGAGAAACAUUUUGGGAAAGUCCUUCAGUUUGUCGGACAUCUCCAGAAACAUGCUAAAGGGCUGGAGAAGCUCACCGAAGUUCUGGAACAGCUUCAGAACACAGAGCUGAGUGUCGCUCUUGAGGGCGACAAUCUCAAUGUUACAAGCUUAAAGGAAAAUAUUCAAACCUUGUUUAGAGUGCAGAAUAUGCAAGACCUGGAGCAGAACAUUUUCAAGGAAAAGCUUCAGCUUUUAACUCACCGCCUGGAGGAAGACAAACAAGCAGUUGAGAAUGGGGAGAUUGAGGGAAUCAGGACGUUCCUCGAACAGAACAAGGACCUUCUGGAGCAGCUGGGUCCACAAGUCCAGAAGCUGAAUGAGAUCCAAACAAAAGUAGACGAGCAUGAGCAACAGCUCGGCACACUAGCUGAGAAGGUUGACAACCUCGAAAAAAAGGCCAGUGAACCUGUUUUAAGUGCAGAAGUGGUGAAGUAUAAAAACCAUAUCCUGGAAGAGGCUAGGAAGCGCAACUGGAAAACGCCACAGUUCUCAGAAAAAUACCACCCAAAAGGUUAUAUAGGACAGCUGGAGAUUAAUGGGCACAAGUUUGAGGGGAAGAUAAUCCAGCUCAACAAGAUAGCAGCUCAUCAGGAGGUAGCAAAAAUGGCCCUGGAGCAGCUGGAGCAGCUGUCAAAGGAGGGUCCAGCCGCCCCCUCAGCUGACCGAUUGGACGUCCUAAGUUCUGCAGGCACCACUUAUUUUUGCAGUGUGACUGUACAUCUGAACGUUGAGGUAGAAGGACAUGGUGAGACAGAGGAGCAAGCCAUUGAGUCUGCCUACAGGGCACUAAGCAUCAAGGAUCUUCAGGCUGGUGAAUCCUAUAAGGGUGUAAUUCAGCAACACUUCUUAAAGUCCGGUUUCCAGCUGCCAGCAGAACUUACCACCGCUGGUUCUGAUGGGAGGGCAUGUUGCAAACUGAUGCUGUCCGGACCUUUUACUUUUCAGGGGGAAGAGGGCUCAACCAAGAAAAAGGAUGCAGAGCAGCAGGCUGCUAAAGCGGCCCUCUGCCGGCUGGCUAAGGUCCUUGGCAGAAACAUGUCUGGAAAAAACUACAAGGGUUUGCUGAAGGAGGCGAUGGAAGCGAAGGGUCUGAAACCACCCGAAUACAGAGAGGUUCAGUACAAUGCACAAGAUACUGCAGAUGAUGAAGCAGGUCACAGGAGUUUGCCAGCAAAGGUCCCUGAAGGACCUCAGGACAAAGCGACAGGCCGCGUGGCUCGUCCUGCCACUGCAAAUCAGGAAGCUCGUCCUGCCACUGCAAAUCAGGAAGCUCUUCCU
Messenger RNA from Paramormyrops kingsleyae, 1533 nucleotides. Lineage: Eukaryota; Metazoa; Chordata; Actinopteri; Osteoglossiformes; Mormyridae. The record is from RefSeq and is a predicted model, not a curated record.